This is a messenger RNA of Eruca vesicaria subsp. sativa (arugula), 648 nucleotides long. Lineage: Eukaryota; Viridiplantae; Streptophyta; Magnoliopsida; Brassicales; Brassicaceae. The record is from the annotation of a GenBank genome assembly.
AUGUCUAUCGAGCACGCUUCAACCACCGAUUCUGGCGGCCAGGACCAUAGCCCCCUCGAGGUUACUCCACAAUAUUGCUGCUCUUGCUACUUCUCUAUCAUUAUUUUCGUAUUCGUUUUCACUCUCACCGUUAGAGGCUUGAGUUAUCUUCUCGACGGCAGACAUGCUUGUUACAUAGAGCUCUUUGCUCAAUCCCUCACCGUCUCAAACGCAACAAACGCUGCAAACGUUACAACCGCUGAUUGGAUUACCGGUUUGGUCGCGAAGAGUCCAGUCACCAGGUGUAAUCUCUCUCUCCAUACAGUCACAUCGCGUCUCCUUCGUGGCGAUGAGGUUAUCUCGCUGGCAUCUCCCUCGUUGGAUGAUUUUGGACGAUUUGCUAUGUUCGAGAAAACUGAUGAGCCGGUUACAGUUGUCAACUUCAAAAAGGUGGUGACACCGCUAGUUAACGGCAGCGUGGUAUGGAAUUAUCGUAUGGAGAGUGUCGUCGGUUUGAAGGCAGAAUUUGCAUAUGGGUUCUUGACGGUGGUUUGCCGCGAUAUCCCGGUGAAGUUUACGGCGGAUGCGGCAGGGAAUGUGGUUGGUUCGUUGCUCGGAGGUAUGCGACGAUGCGAAUAUUUACUCCAGGAUAACUUGGAUUAUGUUUAG